This is a messenger RNA of Pelobates cultripes (western spadefoot toad), 750 nucleotides long. NCBI's taxonomy places the organism in Eukaryota, Metazoa, Chordata, Amphibia, Anura, Pelobatidae. The record is from the annotation of a GenBank genome assembly.
AUGGCACACGCACCCGCACCAUUCCACAUAAUCACACAAAACUGCAGAGGCCUGAACGCCCCUGAAAAAAGGUCUCACCUUCUACAAGACUUGAAACGCCGCCGAGUUUCGAUUGCCCUCCUACAAGAAAUGCAUCUCAGAGAAGCAGACACCCAUAGAAUACAAAACAAGCACUAUACUACCACCUAUCAUAGCAGCCACCAAACCACCCGAAAAGCUGGAGUCUCGAUUCUCCUAAGCACCAAUCUACAAUUCACUCACUCCGAAACGCUCAAAGACACAGACGGGAGAUACAUAUUCGUGAAGGGAACAAUCGCCCAGAGAACCUAUACGUUCGCCUCAGUUUAUGCCCCAAACACAAACCAGGUUAAGUUCCUGCGCAGAACGCUCCUGAAACUAGCAACUUUCACGGAAGGCAUCCUUAUUCUCGGUGGAGACCUCAACCUACCUCUGGACCCUAUAGCAGACACCUCCACUGGACACAGCACAAUAGCACAAACGGCAAUCAGAAGACUCCGCAGAACGCUACACGACUUGAGACUGGUGGAUACUUGGCGAGCACUCCACCCAGACAGCCGAAACUACAUACACUACUCGACCCUACACAAACGGUACUCGCGCAUUGACUACAUCUUCAUCCAACAAGAAGGACUCACACAUCUACAAAAAGCCGACAUUAAACCGACCCCGUGGGCGGACCACAACCGAAACCUCUAUACACCUAGACUCUCCCAUCUUCAAGCCCACUAG